Molecule: messenger RNA, 442 nt
Organism: Drosophila yakuba
Lineage: Eukaryota; Metazoa; Arthropoda; Insecta; Diptera; Drosophilidae
Source: RefSeq, a predicted model, not a curated record
ACCUUCAAACUGACGAACUCAAGCAAUUAACCUCUGUCAGGGUAUACAAAUGCGAAAAAUGGAUUUCUGCGCAGGGGCCACAAAACGAUUUCAGAACUUUUGCCUUGGCAAUUGCGAAAUGCCAAAAUGCGAAACACAUUUCGGUUUCAAGUUGCUGCUGAUGGUGAUUGUUGCCGCUGUAAAUGCCACUGCUUUUGCUGCUGCUGGUGAUGUUUUCGAACUUAUCAACACGCCGAUCACCUGCGACAGUUUCCGCUCUGCCUCAGAUACAUGUAGUCACCCAUUGGGACAGGACCUAAUUGCCCCGCACCCAGUUACAUCCACAGCUAGUCGAGUUCCAUUCCCACAACCACCGAACCACCGAACCAUCGAACCCUCUCAACCAAACCCAAAACCCCCGCUCAAGGUGAGCAGUGUAAAAACUUCCUGUGCACUCAUUUAG